AAGACGAGGAAGAGGUCGUCCCCCCCCCCCCCCUCCCUCUUCCGCGACGUCCGCAGGCCGCUGGCGCGUGGUCGUCUGCAGCGACGGCUCGAAGCGCGAGCACGCGGCGUCCCUCAACCCGUCCGGCGUGGAUCUUUUGUGUGGCGGACGGCUGAGGAGCGGAACGGAAUCCACGUAACGGUCAAGUCGUGUCCCGCCAUGGAGGCCAGCAGUGAGCUGGAGCAUCACGUAGCCAGCGUGCACAGAGCCAUCGUCUUCCUCGAGCAAGAGCAUUUGACGCUGCUGGCCGGCCUGCACGUGGAGAUCAGCAACCUCAAGAGGAGAUGCCAAGAGCUGAGCUGUGAGCUGGACUCCAGGUUCCCACACAGGACCACAGCAGCUGACCUGGCGUCACGCUGCAAGGCAGCGCAGCGUCUUCUAGAGGAGCAGCACGGCAGUGCGGCGACAGCUCGCGGGGAGCUGCGCCUGGGGGGGGCACGGGCAUCAGAGUUGGGGCGCUGCCUGCGCCGGGACGAGCGUCACUUUCUGGAUGAGCUGAAGCGGCGCAGCCACAAGAUCAGCCUGCUCAACCGCGAGCUCCAGCUGCAGAAGGGUGCCGCGGCCGCCCUGUUUCGACAGCUCAACGCCGCCCGCGCAAAGCUGCGCCAGCAACGUGGCGCCCCCCAGCAGGGGGAACCGUUAGCCCCCCAAGACCAAGAUCAUGAUGAAGAAGAGGAUGCUGAGCUCCCAUCACCGCUGCUCACCAGAGCCAGCGUAAGGGCGGAGCGGGUGCGGGCGUGCGUCCCCCAGGAGAGAGUAACGUCUCCGCAGAAGCCGCACCCCAUGCCGGACCCCGCCCUCUUUCUGGUGCCCCUCCGGUACCGCCUCCUGCUGCGAGGGGGAGAGGCGGACGACUGGGAGGAUGUGGAUGAGGGCGGCGGCCUGCGGGGACGCGUGGACAUGGGCGCAGCCGAGGGUGAGACAGCCCUAUGAUGUCAUUUGCGUCCGGCCGCCGGACCCCUUGCGAGAGGACUUGCGAUUGGCUAACAUGAGCGCCGCCAUGAGCAAGCUGAGCGUGUUCUUUCUUUCUUUCUUUCUUUCUUUCUUUCUUUCUUUCUUUCUUUCUUUCUUUCUUUCUUUCUUUCUUUCUUUCUUUCUUUCUUUCUUUCUUUCUUUCUUUCGUUCCAACCUGCCUUUCUGUCAUCGGUGCCGACUUUGAAAAUGAAAUCAUUGCUUGACAAACUUCUGGGGUCUUUCUUGAAGGUUUUCAUUCCAAAAGAUUCCAUAGCACUAAAUACAACAAAAUUAAACUC
Messenger RNA from Syngnathus acus (greater pipefish), 1292 nucleotides. RefSeq names its product coiled-coil domain-containing protein 92-like. The record is from RefSeq and is a predicted model, not a curated record. The coding region runs from base 199 to 972 and encodes 257 amino acids. NCBI's taxonomy places the organism in Eukaryota, Metazoa, Chordata, Actinopteri, Syngnathiformes, Syngnathidae. The transcript has 4 exons.